AUGUCGACGAAUUAUAAUGACGGGUAUUCGUCAUCUGAUGAAGAUAUUGGACAAGGACCAAAACACCCAAUGUUUCAUGUUCAAUUACCUACAACUAGAUUAAAUUUAGAAGAAGUAAGAAAACAAAAUCAUAUGAAACAUGAAAAACCAGCUAUUGUUAAAACAACUGCUAAUAAUUUUGCAAAAGCUAAAAAAAUAACCACAGGGACAAAUAAAAAUUUUGGUAGAAAUAUUCCAAUUAAUUCAAGAACUAAAAAUCCUGAAUUUACAAAAAGCUUUAUUCCUUCAAGAAAUAAACAAAAUGAUGAUAGCGAUGAAGAUGAAAAUGGUGGCGAUCGAUUAAAGAAUAAUAAUAAUUAUGAAAAUGAAGAAGAUGAUGAUAGUGAUGAAGAUGAAUUUAAAAUAAAUACUGAACAAGAUCAAAGAAUGAAGAAUUUUACAUUUAAUUCAGCAAAUCCUCUGCCAUUUGAUGAUAAUCAUAAAUCUUAUCAAUAUAAUCAAGACAAUUAUGAUGAGGAAGAAGAGGAUAGUGAUGAUUUGGAAGAUGAAACAAAUGUUGAUUUUUCAAAUUUAAAUCAUCAUCCACCUCAACAAUUUUAUCAAACUGAUUCUUCUGAUGAUGAUGAUGGAAGUGAGGAUGAUCGCCGAAGCAACUCAAGGAGAAGUAGUUAUCGUGGAAAUCAAGAAGAAGAUAGUGAUGAUCCAAUACAUUCAGAAUCAAGAGAUCAAGUACCUCCAAUAAUGUCAAGAAAUUCAACUCAUUCAAUUCGUUCGGGUGCUAGUUCAAGUAAAAAGAGUAUAUCUGGAAGUGGAGGUGGAAUCAAAGGAAUAUUAAGAAAAAUGUCAUUAGUUGAUAGAUAUCCUAAUGAUUCAUUAAAUCAAGAUAUUUCUCAUAAUGAUACAUUUUUAGGAAAAGUUUUAAAUUUUGGUACUAGUAAUAAUCAAAGUAUUAGUGGUGGAGGAUUAGCUCCAGGUGCAAGUAAAGUUAGUAAUGAUGAAGAAAAACGAGUUGGAUUUGAAGAUAUCAAUGAUGGUAAUGCCAUUGAAAUGCAACCAUUAAGUUUUAAUGAACUUAGUGAAGAAGCUAAAGAGUUAAUUAAUCAACAUCUUCCUGGUAUAUCUCAGAGUAUACCUACAAGUACUGAAGUGACUCCAAGUCAAACUCCUGGUACUUCUACUCCGGUAAAUGGUGACGCUGCUGCUGAUGACUACAAUCAAGAACAACACCCAUCACAUGAUAAUAGAAGAGCAAGUACUACAAGUCAAAGACAUAAGGAAAAAAAUGGUCAAUUUUAUACACCAAAUCCAGAUUUAUUUAUUAGAGGUUCUGAAGAUAUGAAUAAUCCAAAAAUUGAAGCAGAAACUGAUUUUAUGCAUAUUGAUUCAGAUGAUUAUAUAGCUCCCCCAAAACAAGUUCAAGCUGGGGUUUUAUCAUCUUUGUUAAGAUUAUAUCAAAAUCCACAAGAAGAAAAAUCUAUCAGUUCAUUAAGUAGAACAAAUACUGGUAUUUCUUCUUAUGAUGACAGUUUUGAUAAUUAUGAUGCAGGAAGUUCAAUGGUUGAUAUGAAUAAAUUCACUCUGAAUAUUAAAGAUGCUCCAAAAAAUAUGUUUAAUAAAGCUGGGAAAUUUUUAAGACAUCCUCAUCAUAAUAGAUCAGAUACUGUUGAAACUAAAAUGUCAUCGUCAAAUCUGGAUGAAAUUGAUGAGAAGUAUGAAGAUAAAGGUAGUGAUUUUGAAGAAGGUGAUGUUGAACUUGAUGGAAUGGGUCAUUUACCUUCCUUUCAAAAUGCAAAACCUAAAGUUCCUAAAAAGAAGAAUCCUGAUCCUGUUCAUAAAUUGAAAAAAUUACGUCAUAAUAAACGUAAAGGUGAAAGAUUAAGAAUAACUGUUCAUAUAGCUGAUAUUUUACAACGUCAACGAUUUAUCAUGAAUAUGUGUCGAGCAUUGAUGUUAUUUGGAGCUCCUACUCAUAGAUUGGAAGAAUAUAUGAUUAUGACUUCAAGAGUAUUGGAAAUUGAUGGACAAUUUAUUUAUUUCCCUGGUUGUAUGUUGGUUUCAUUUGGUGAUGCAGCAACAAGAACUUCUGAAGUUCAUUUAGUUAGAUGUGCUCAAGGAUUAAAUUUAUCAAAGCUUGCUGAUACUCAUAAGAUUUAUAAAUCGGUUAUUCAUGAUUUAAUCGGUGUUGAAGAAGCUGCACAGAAAAUUGAUGAUUUAUUAAAAAGUAAAAAUAGAUAUCCUGCCUGGUUGUGUGUUUUAUUUUAUGGAUUAGGAUCUGGAGCAGUUACAGUUUGGGCAUUUGAUGGAGGAUGGUUAGAUAUUCCAAUUUGUUUUGGUAUUGGAUUAUGUGUUGGAUAUUUAUUAUAUUAUGUUUCACCAAUGUCAACAUUAUAUUCAUCAAUUUUUGAAGUUUCUUCAGCUAUUGUUGUUUCAUUUAUUGGAAGAGGUAUUGCUUCAGUUCGUGUUAAUAGUGAUUUGUUUUGUUUUUCAGCUAUAACUCAAGGUUCAUUGGCAAUUAUAUUGCCAGGUUAUAUUAUUCUUUGUGGAUCAUUAGAAUUACAAUCAAGAAAUCUUGUUGCUGGAGCCGUUAGAAUGUUUUAUGCUAUUAUUUAUUCAUUAUUUUUAGGUUUUGGUAUUACUUUAGGUGCUGCAUUAUAUGGAUGGAUAGAUCAUAAUGCAACUUCGGAUAAUUCCUGUGAAUCUGGUCACAAUAUUAAUGAUAAAUGGAGAAUAUUAUUUGUUCCAUUAUAUGCAUCAUUAUUAGGAUUAUUAAAUCAAGCAAGAUGGACAGAAUUACCAAUAAUGGUUUUAAUUGCUGGGAUUGGUUAUAUUGGAACUUAUUUUGCUGGGAAACAUUUUUCUCAAGUUACUGAAUUUACUGCAUGUAUUGGAGCAUUUAUUAUUGGAGUUUUAGGUAAUAUGUAUUCAAGAAUUUGGAAAGGUAUGGCAGUUAGUGCAAUGUUGCCAGCAAUUUUUGUACAAGUUCCUUCAGGUAUUGCAUCAAAAAGUACAUUAAUUUCAGGUUUACAAACUGCUGAUCAAAUUACUAAUAAAAAUGGUACUACUACUACUGUUAGUGAUAGUUUAAGUGAUGGUAGUUCAUUAAGUUUUGGUGCUUCAAUGGUUGAAGUUUCCAUUGGUAUUAGUGUUGGUUUAUUUGCUGCUGCUAUUGUAGUUUAUCCAUUUGGUAAAAGAAGAACUGGGUUAUUCGCUUUAUAG
This is a messenger RNA of Candida tropicalis MYA-3404, 3216 nucleotides long. Its product is annotated as pheromone-regulated protein. Gene Ontology annotation, molecular function: transmembrane transporter activity. Bases 1 to 3216 code for a protein of 1071 amino acids. The transcript has a single exon. NCBI's taxonomy places the organism in Eukaryota, Fungi, Ascomycota, Pichiomycetes, Serinales, Debaryomycetaceae. The record is from RefSeq and is a predicted model, not a curated record. Gene Ontology annotation, biological process: transmembrane transport.